AUGUAUUACAUUGUCGGCGACUCAAUUCACAACGUGACUAAUCCAAUUCACAAACUCGACACAAAACCAAAGAACAUCCCUUUUUACCUCCAGUCUCUCUUUGCAAACAAAUACACCCUUUUCAGAGUAUGGAUCUUCACAAUCAAAGAUUACUUCUUCACGGCGAUAUUACUUCUAAGCGCACUCGCCACAAUGAUAUACGGCUAUUUCUAUAUGCCAACAUGGUUUGACAACACAAAGAGUGUGACUGGCUCGUACUUUUUUAAAGUAGGAAGUAUACUGAGAAGACCAUUACCAGUUUUCCUUUUUGCACUUAUUAUCCCACUCCCACAAAAUAACAUUAGUCUUCUUUCCUUAAUUGGUACGACUUACCAAGACGUGUUAGUCUUCCAUAAGAUAUCUGGAUUGCUUUUCGGUGGGUUUGCGGUACUCCACUCCAUCUGUGACUUGGCGGCGUGCCUUCUUUGUGGAUUCAAAUUAAGUCCUCCUUCAUACAAAAACGGCGUGUUGUGUUUUUCCUUUGUAUUGUUAUUACUUGCGGCCAUAUUCAUAAGACGUUGGUCAUAUAAUAUCUUUCACAAAAUACACGUAAUUGCAUUUGGCUGUAUUGUGGGCACUUACAUUUUACACAUCGACGCGUAUACAAAGGACUUUUACUACUACUUAUUGCCGCCAUUGGUUUUGUAUUUGUUUGAUGUCUUAUUGCGAAUCACUCACAUCUGUGUGCCUGGAGAAAUCAUUUCGAAAAAGACUACGCCCAGUGGCAUCACCAUUCUCACAUUCACUAAAAACGUGUUCUACAACCCAACACAGUUCAUACAAAUUUUGAUCCCUAAACUCUCACCGUGGUCAUUCCACCCGUUCUCCAUUUUGUGUGGAAAUUUCAGGGAACUUGUCCAACAAGGAAAUCCAACACUGUCAUUCUCAACUUCACCAAGUGUCGAGAAACUGAUUGAAACACCAAUAAAUACUGAAACACAACUCAAAACGUCGAUUAUGAAACUGGUCAUCGCACCGCUUGGAGUGUGGACGACCAUGUUGACAAACACACGCGAGAAAGAAUUACUUAAUACUCCAAUUUUCACAACGUGUCCCGUUGGUAGACCAAUUUGUCCGCUUGGAAAUUUUGGGAAGAUAUUACUGGUGGGUUCUGGUGUUGGGUUCUGCCCCUCUUUCGGUCACUUACAGGCACUUUGUAUUGAUGGAAUACACGACGUCGACUGGGUACUUGUUGCAAAGUCGAAUGAACUUGAAGUCGAAUUUGAAGAAGACAUAGUUGCGGCGAAGUCGAGGACACUUGGAAAUUUCGAGGCGUAUUGCACAAGAGAUGUGUUACCCUGCAAAGGCAACAUGAAUGGAAUAAUGGAGUUCAAACAGGGUAGACCAAACUUUGUUGAGGUGGCUGAAAGGUAUGAAGGCAUGAAAGAUGUACUUGUCCUCUGUUGGGGGUCGAGAAUGAUGAAAAACACAUUUGAAAAGUCAUUCAGAAACGUCAGGGGAGUACAUUUCACUGUCUACAUAGAGACAGGAGAGUUAUAA
Messenger RNA from Entamoeba invadens IP1, 1539 nucleotides. RefSeq lists its product as hypothetical. Gene Ontology annotation, molecular function: superoxide-generating NAD(P)H oxidase activity. The transcript has a single exon. The record is from RefSeq and is a predicted model, not a curated record. Lineage: Eukaryota; Evosea; Mastigamoebida; Endamoebidae. Gene Ontology annotation, cellular component: plasma membrane; NADPH oxidase complex. Gene Ontology annotation, biological process: superoxide anion generation; defense response. Bases 1 to 1539 code for a protein of 512 amino acids.